Messenger RNA from Triplophysa rosa, 5974 nucleotides. It is a transcript of the gene cobl, whose product is annotated as cordon-bleu WH2 repeat protein. Gene Ontology annotation, cellular component: perinuclear region of cytoplasm; terminal web; plasma membrane. Gene Ontology annotation, molecular function: actin monomer binding. The record is from RefSeq and is a predicted model, not a curated record. Gene Ontology annotation, biological process: actin filament polymerization; actin filament network formation. The transcript has 16 exons. The coding region runs from base 358 to 4551 and encodes 1397 amino acids. Lineage: Eukaryota; Metazoa; Chordata; Actinopteri; Cypriniformes; Nemacheilidae.
AAGCAUUCUCACAUGCUUUGCACCUCUCAGCUGCCCAGAAGCGUCUUCCAGGAUCAAAGACGUGCUAUGUUCCAGUAGCUUGGGUGCCGUGUGACUCCUGGAUACAGACUGUAGACUCACGCUGCUUUGACAGUAAUUUUAGGUUUGGGUGAUGUCUACCAAAUUGGCAUCGGACGAUGUCUACAGUGAAACAUCGUGAUGUACGAUGACUUCGCCCCGGCAUUAUAAAGUGAGGCGCGUGUAGGCACAAGCUGCGCAGAGACACGACUUUAUUCAGUGCCAGCUGGGCAUUUAUAAAGUCAGACUUGUGUCAUCUGUACAGCGCGAGCUUCGCAGGUAUAUAAAGUCAGGAGGAGAAUGAAGAGCAGAGCCCCCCCUCCACCUCGACCCCCUCAGCCUGCCCCCCGCAGGAUCUUCCGUAAUGCUGUGCCUGAUGGAGGAGGAUCUUCUGGUGGAGAAAGCAAAGAAAACAUACUUCAAUCCAGUGUAGAUCUCCACAUCACUAUGCCUACAGGGUACCAGACCACCAUCAAUGUGGACGGCAGAAAAGCUCUGAUGGAUCUGUUGGUGGAUCUGUGCAGUCAGUACCAUCUCAAUCCAACAUAUCACACCCUGGAGCUGCUGUCACCUGAUGCUCAGCCCGUCGCCUUCAAGCCCAACGCCCUGCUGGGCGCUCUGGACAUCUCCUGCGCCCUGAUCAAAGAACGAGUCUUUGAGGACAAAGUGGUACGGAAACCUCCACCCAAAGUGCCAGAGAAAAGCGUGCGUUUGGUGGUGAACUAUCACCGCAAUCAGAAGGCGGUGUUGCGAGUAAAUCCACUGGUCCCCCUGCAUACCCUGGUGCCUGUUAUCUGUCAGAAGUGCGAGUUUGAUCCAGCCCGUGUUCUCCUGCUCACAGACAACAUCAGCAACCACAAGCUGGACUUGGACAAAUCCUUGAGUGAUCUGGAAAUCAAGGAACUGUAUGUCCUGGACCAGACCCUAGUUCUCCAGCCUAAAAUGACUUUGACACCUGCCCUGAGCUACUCAGCAGAAUCUCUUCACUCCACUCAGAGUCUGAGUGGCUCAGAGAAGAAGGGGCUGCUGGGAUUCCUGAAGUUUAAUCGCAGGAAAUCAAAGAUGUCUGAGGACAUGGACAGUCUUGAUGGUGAUAGUGUUGUUGACAAUGCUGAUACUAACAAGAAUGGUGUGACCGUGGUGCCAAGUGGCCUGUGUGUAGAGACCCGUCCUAGCACUUUGGGUCAGUCUCAGUCUGUGAUGAACAUCUCCAGGAUGUCCCCGAAAGUGGAAUUAAAGAAACGCAGGGCUCCUGCACCCCCUCCAGCACCUACUCAGACGAUGACAUCACAGAACGAGUUAAAGAAGCGCAAGGCUCCAGUCCCUCCGCCAACCCCGACCCCCAGUACACCUGAGCCCUUUAUCCCAACUGUUUUACCUACUUCACCCUUGCGGGUCCCCAGCAUCCCAGUGCCAAUGGAAAGGACCCCGGUGACAGUUGCCAGCACCACAGAUCCAGCCGAUGACUCUGAUCUGAGUCACAGUAUUGAGGAUUCAGAGCCGGUCGGGUCCAUCUGCAGUAGCUCCAGCGGUGAUGAUGCUGUCGCAUGUUCCAGCAGCAGCAGUCUGGCUGAGGAACCCGUGGCUCAUCGGGCUCAGGUGAUAGCUGAGUACACCAUAUCUAAACCACAGGCUGAACCUGUGCUUGAAUACAAGGAAGUCCCUGUACCUGAAUACAAGAAACGACAUAUACCUGAAUACAAGAAGGAACCUGUACCUGAACACACGAAUGAACGGGUACCUGAACACAAGGCAGAACCAGCCCCCCAGAUCACGACAGAGGAGGAACCAAGUCCCAGUCCCACACUGGAAGAGACGGAUUCAGUGAUGGAGCUAAAAAUGGACGAGACGGAAAAUAACCGCAAUAGUGGAAUAGCAUGGCUACGUUCAGCUCAUGAGUCUGUCGAAACGGUGUCUGUGGGCAGCAGUGAGAGCUUUGUAGACCAGGGCUAUGCAGCGUCAGAGGGCAUGGCAGAGGAGCCAAGUCCGGUUUCUCCCUCUGAAAUGAUCCAAUCCGCAUCAUCGGUGAACAUCAUGUCUCUGAAUGGUGGCCCAGCUGUGGCUGUAAAGCAGUCCAAAGACUCUUCCAGUGACAGCGAUGAGGGCUGUGCUACCUGGGGCUCCAGACACAGUAGUGGGAAUAUUCAGCGAGAACAUCAGCCAAUCCAGCGACAGAAUAGUUAUGAAGAGGACCCAGAGAUCACAGUUCAGAUACAUCUGACCCUGGCCGAUUUAGAUGCAAAUCUAGCAGACAUGAAUCAUUCAGAUAGAGCAUCUGUGUUUGUGGAUGAUGAAAUCCCUGUGUCUAUUGUUGACGUGGACAUUCCAGUUACAACUAUCGAUGAAGUUCCUGUUGACGACAGAUCUAACAUCAAGGAGCAUGAGGUGCCAACAUUGUGCAGCUUUCCGAACAUCACCAAACAAUCCCGUACACUAUAUGAGGCUAUCCAAAACAAAAACAACAAUGCCUGCCUGAUGGUGAAGAAUGUGAGACCGUCUUCAGGCAUUCAGAAGCAGUCGCUUCCAGACAUGAAGAAAAACGUGAGUCCAUCUACAGAUGAACAGAAGCAGUUGAAAGAGCGUAAACUUAUAGACAUUAAGAAAAACACAAGUCUACCUUUAGUCGACCAGAAGCAGUCACAAAAGAAUAAGCUCAGAGAUAAUAAAGAACACAAAUUUGACACGAAGGGUAAAGCUGAGACUGAAAGACCAAAUGGACAGAAUAACAUUGUAUCACUGAAGUCUCAAAGUCAGGUGGUGCGUCCUGCUGUUCAAAGCGCUCCAAAGGUUCCUGACGACAGGCUGAACUCUGAACCUGCCGUCCAGAGGCUUAACACAGAGACUGUUAAAGAAGAAAGGACGCCUGCUACCAAAGCCCCAGCAAUUCAAGGUAAGAUCACCCAGAGUUCAGUCUCCAGAUUUGGAAUGAAAACCUUCGUAGUCAUCCCUCCCAAACCAGCUGUGUCCCAGACACAAAAGCCUGCGGGCUCUCUAGUCGUGGGUGCCAUUAAGAUCGACGAACAGGGAAACAUGGUUACAAGGAGACAGAUAAACACUGUCACAGAGAAAUAUGCCACAAAUGAAGGGGUCACGAGUGCAGGAGAAUCCUCACUAGGACAUGCGAAAGCCUUCUGGAGCUCAGCAGAGAAGCAAGACCAAUCAACGAUGGCCAACCAAGGCAGCACGGUGAAGAAUGGAGAUGAAUCUGGAGUCUUUAAAAUUGCAGAGAAAUCAAUUUCAGAAGAAACACACAAAGAGGUGAUUAUUUUGGAAAGGAACCCCAUUUCUGUAGUAGUAAGCAAUCCUUCUCCUGCGGAGAAAUCUUCUUUCACCGGUGAAGGACGAGAUCUCUCCUUUCUGAAACCCUCCAAAAGAACAUCAAGCCAAUAUGUAGCUUCUGCCAUUGCUAAAAACAACAGCAUUUACACUACUAAAAUAACCACCCUUCAGGAGCCAACCGAGUCUGUUGUCAGAGUUCAAAAACCUUUCAGUCAGCAGUUCAAUAAUGAGAAUAAACCUACAAAUGCACCUUCAUUGGCUUCGUACAAACCUGCCACCACUUUAAAACCCACAGAAGGUUCAGCGCCUUCUUUUGCAGGACCCAAACGCUCACAGUCAUACCCCAGAAAUGUGGAAAAGGUGUCUAAUUCUGAAAAUUUCAGAAGUGUUGAAGAAACUCUAAUUGGGGCCGGCAAACCCAAAUAUUUGGAUUCCGUAAAUAAAGUCCAGGUCAUCACACAAACAUCUUCUCACAUUAAACCCAUUGAAUCCUUCUCUAAAGAAGCCACAUCAAUCCCAGACACCACCUCUCCCCGACAGAUGCCAACAGACUUCACACGUCCACCUCUUAGAAAGAAGCCAGAACUGCAAAAAACUGAGCUUCAGUCAGCACCCAACCAAACUAACAUGUUCGGACCCUUGAAGAAGAUCAAGCCUGUUGUUUUUAAGCCUGCCCAGAAGGAAGCUUCUCUCCAUAGCUCACUAAUGGAGGCCAUUCAGUCUGGAGAGGGGAUUGAACGCCUUAAAAAGGUAUCUGAUUCUUCUAGUAAGAGCACUGUUAAGAAGCCGCCAUACGUUGAUGCAGAGAAUGAGCGUUCAGCACUUCUGUCUGCAAUCAGAGCUCCAACCAACUCUUCCAGACUGAAGAAGACCAAAUCAGGAGCAACUAAAGAGCUGGAGCAGCUCAGGAAGACUGAGGAGAACAGAAAUAUCCAGACAGAUAGUAUCUCACCUCCUCCCACCUCUCCUCCGGCUUUUGUGGCACCCCCACCUCCGGCCUUUUGUCCUCCCCCACCUCCAGCUCCAAACAAGCCACCUCUAGUGUUGCCCGCCGGGGAGAACCCAGAGGUGGCUCGAGAUGCUCUUCUGGAGGCCAUCCGCUCCGGCUCUGCAGCCCAACGUCUGAGGAAGGUCCCUGUAACACAGACGAGGAUGCAAGUGAAUGGAAGGCUUGGCACUAUUCAGGCAACGUCGGCACUUUCUCAUGGACACUAGAAACUUUCACCGGAUCACCGUUUGGGUUUUCUGGAAGCCAGAGCCAAAUCUGGUGUUGUAGCAUUUAUGCUAAUGCUGUUGCAGAUUAUGCUAACAUAGCCUUCUUUAUUUAUAGUGAUAUGCUGCUUCACAUGUGUGCCAAUAAUUGUUUGCUUAGUUUCAUGCACUUUAUGUUCUGAGUAUAAUGUUGCAUUUCUAUUCUAAUGCUAAAUGGCGUUUGACUUUGCUUUUUCAUACAGGUCGGACUGCCUUCUAUAUCUUUAUCAGUAUUAUAUCUAAAUAAAUUAUGCUGGUAUUUUCUGUUGCUUCACAGUAUGAGGUGGUGAGCUGCAGUUUAUACAGUACCACCUGCCAGUCACAAUGAUCAUCGGUAAUAUGCUUGUAACAAUAGUAGGUGGUAAAUUUGUUAAACUGACAGAUUUGAUAUGUUAUUUUCAAAGAUAUUUAUAUAUUUUCAGAAUGAUCAUUAGAUCAUAAGCUAUUUGAUUAGAAAAAGUUGUCUGUAGACUACAUAUCGAUCUUGACGAUGUAAAUUGUGUUUAAGGCUUUGUAGAUGCAUAUGCCAUAUAUUUGAAUACUUUUAAAAUAAUUUUCUAUGAUGUUAUUUUGGAAACAGCGUUAAAGAUACUACGUAUAUGACACGAUUAGACAUUAAAAUGUAAUCAAUGCCUUUUGAAAGCUGCUGAACUGUGAUCUUAAGCUGUCAUGGUGCGUCAGCAUUACUUAUGCCAUUGGGAAUCAUACACUAGAGUAAAUUGUUUAAUAUAUAUUUACAUAAGUUGUAAAUCUUUUGUUGAUGUUAUGUAGUACUUUAGACAACAUGACAUACCUGUAUGGUCAUCUUGAAUCAAUGACUUGUGUGUACAAAGGCUGAAAGUUGUAUAUUUUGUAAAAAUAUACUUUAAACUAAUAUAAUGUUUCAAAUGCGACAUUAUAGCAUUAGUGUAAAGAGAUCGUUUUUUAAUAAUGCCUUUGUAAUGUUAAAAUUUAUAUUUGUUUGCUUUUUGAUUUCAGCUCUAAUUGAUUUAAAAUUGUAAAUAAAUAAACUAUUUUUAGUUUAAAAACCUUUACAGUUCUUGCAGAGUUGUUCUCAGGAAGGAGAAAUUUGUGCACUCCAAAUGAAAUGCUUUCAUGGAGGACUAUAUAUCAUUUCAUAAACAGUUUUUAUAUCGUGUCUAGAAACUAUGCCCUCUCUGUCAUUGUUUAGUCUAGACUGCAUGGCAAUCGCUUCUAUUCUAUACUGAGCUUUUAAACUUGACAAAAUGUACAUUUUCAAGAAAUGCACCAAAUGUCAGAUUGAUCUGCAACUGAAAGUUUCAGCAUAAUGUUAAGCAUGAUUUUAAUCAGUCUUCUUGUUUUAAAACGUUUAUGCUGUAAAUGCUUUGUGUAGUACCCAAGUUUGCCAAAUGAAUAAAUGUAAAUG